AGGCAACAACAAUGCUACAACACGGAAACGGUGCCACGGCACACCGAGUCCACUGACGCUAACGAAGGCAAAGCAUCUCGUACUAGUAAUACUCUGCUUCUGCUCCAUAUAACACGGGCGCACGCAGGACGCGCAGCCAGCCACGCUCCUCUGCCAUACCACGGAGACCCUCCACUCCGUCGCCUCGUCUCGCCACCACCCGGCCUAGCGCCAUGGACGGCGCCGGACCGCCGCCCGCGGCAUCCGCCGACGGCGCCCCCUCCCCCUCCGGCAAUCGGACUUCCAUCCUCGGCCUAUCCGCCGAGGCCGCCGCGGUGGCCGCCGCCGCCGUGCUCCUCAUCCUCCUCGUCGCGGCCGCGUUCCUCGCCCGGCGCCGACGCAAGAAGAACAAAAACCCGCAGUCGUCCCGCGUCGACCACGCGCUCUCCUCCGGCUCCUCGCUGCUCCCGACCUCCACUACACCGCCCAAGCAGAGCAGCAAGUACGCGGAGGUCGUCGUGGGCACGAGCUCCUCCGACGCGGCCGGCUCGUCGUCGGCGGCGGCCAGCUCGCUGGAAUCGCCGCCGAGGGGGAACAAAUUGGGGAGGAUCAGCGCAGCUGCGGCGGGGGUGGAGAUGGGGUGGGGGCGGUGGUACGAGCUGGAAGAACUGGAGGCCGCCACGAGAGGGUUCCGCGCGGAGAACGUCGUCGGGGAAGGCGGCUACGGCACGGUGUACCGAGGCGUGCUCGACGGCGGCGAGGUCGUCGCCGUCAAGAACCUCUUCGAUCACAAGGGUCAGGCCGAGCAGGAGUUCAAGGUGGAGGUUGAAUCCAUCGGCAGAGUGAGGCACAAGCACCUCACCGGCCUCAUCGGUUACUGCGCAGAAGGGCCGAAACGGAUGCUCGUGUACGAGUUUGUUGAGAACGGCAACUUGGAGCAGUGGCUGCACGGGGAUGUUGGGCCCGUCAGCCCGCUGACAUGGGAGAUACGGCUGAAAAUCGCCAUCGGGACGGCCAAAGGUAUCGCGUACUUGCACGAAGGGCUGGAGCCGAAGGUGGUGCACCGGGACAUCAAGUCGAGCAACAUCCUGCUGGACAAGAAGUGGAACCCGAAGGUGUCCGACUUCGGCAUGGCCAAAGUCCUGGGCGCCGGCUCCAGCUACGUGACGACCCGCGUGAUGGGCACGUUCGGGUACGUGGCGCCCGAGUACGCGUCGACGGGGAUGCUGAACGAGAGCAGCGACGUCUACAGCUUCGGCGUGCUGCUGAUGGAGCUCGUCUCCGGGAGGAGCCCCGUGGACUACAACAGGCCGCCCGGGGAGGUGAACUUGGUGGAGUGGUUCAAGGGGAUGGUGGGGAGCCGGCGCGUGGAGGAGCUCGUGGACCCGCGCAUCGUCGAGGCGGCGCCGGCGGCCAGGGCGCUGAACAGGGUGCUGCUGGUGUGCCUCCGCUGCAUCGACUCCGACGCCCACAAGCGGCCCAAGAUGGGCCAGAUCGUCCACAUGCUCGAAGGCGACGAGUUCCCCUUCCGCACGGAGCACCGCUCGCCGCGAGCGGCGCACCGGCCGACGACCAACGCGCGGGCGUCGCUGCUGUCCGACAAGGUCGGAGCCGAUGACUCGGACAGAUCCAUGUGGAGAUGAGCGAGCGUACGUAGAGCACGAACCUGACGCGAGGAGCUGAGCUGACUCUUUUUCUCUCCGGUGUACAUUUUUGUUUAUUUGCUCCAUGUUCGUUUGGGUUUAUGGUGUUCGCGAGUGGAGUAGGUGAUGCAUAAUUGACACGACCGUUUUUCAGUUUUAAUUUUUUUGUAAUGCAGUGGCUGAUUGGGCUUGAUGCUAAUGCUAUGGUGUAUAAAUAGAGGCGUCUAAUGGUAGUAUUAUUAUGGUGUAA
Messenger RNA from Brachypodium distachyon (stiff brome), 1872 nucleotides. Its product is annotated as probable receptor-like serine/threonine-protein kinase At4g34500. NCBI's taxonomy places the organism in Eukaryota, Viridiplantae, Streptophyta, Magnoliopsida, Poales, Poaceae. The transcript has 5 exons. Gene Ontology annotation, biological process: protein phosphorylation. The record is from RefSeq and is a predicted model, not a curated record. Gene Ontology annotation, molecular function: ATP binding; protein kinase activity. The coding region runs from base 213 to 1622 and encodes 469 amino acids.